Drosophila ficusphila is the source of this 4194-nucleotide messenger RNA. Its product is annotated as homeotic protein female sterile. Lineage: Eukaryota; Metazoa; Arthropoda; Insecta; Diptera; Drosophilidae. The record is from RefSeq and is a predicted model, not a curated record.
UUUCGUCGUGUUUGGUUCGCCAUCUGGAGGCAGCGCUCUCUCAGCUUUCAUUUCGAAACCAAAACAAACCUAAACGAAUAUUCCCAAAAAAAAAAACACAAUCGAAUAUAUAGAAAUUGCGAGGAAAAAAUAUCACCCCGAAAAAAUCCCGUAUUGAAUGUGUGCCAAAUCGCGUCCGCAACUGGGUUAUCAAAACUCAAAAACAGUGCUCGAAUUUCCCCAGUGAACUGUGUGAGCUGCUUAGAAGAGGAUAGGAAAGAAAAAAACCCGCCAAAAAUUCUGACAAGUGCCAAAACGUUGCAAGUGAUACGUUACAACUGUGUUCAGUGCUAAAGAAACCAACGAGUCGAGUUGCAUAUUAAGCUGCAACUUUGAUAUCGUCGCAUUUUGGCAGCGCCUGAUUCAAUUCAAUUGUCUGGUCUUCGGGCAAACUCCUCGCUCCUCCACGCAGGCCAUCAGAAAAACUGCCAAAAUUCCGAAGAAUCCGAGGAAAACACCAAAAACAUCGACACGUACCGCAUCGGCAACCGGUGGCGGUGGGGGAGGUGCUGGCGGAGGCGCCACCACCAGCACGAAAAUGGCAUCUAAAAGAAAAGCCUCGGUGUUGCUGCACAAGGAAACCAUUCCGGCAACACCGGUCGUGAGCACCGAUGCCACCGCCAGCGUAGUUGGUGUGGGCGUCGGCGGCGUCGGCGGAGGAGGGGCAGGAGCAGGCGCGGGGGGGCGGUGGCAGGGAGUGGGCGGAGCCGGCGGACUGCUGGGCGAUGUGGUCAGCGGACUGGGCGCCGUCAACGAAUCCGAGGCCUAUGCCGGCCUAAUGAAGGACGCGGACAAGCUGAAGCUGAUGCUGCUGGCCUGGAACUACCAGAACUCGACGGCAGUGCGGAAUGGAACCGAAGGUCCGGAUCUGAGUGUCGUCGGCGGUCUGUGGGCGCAGUACCAGAACGCUCUGGCCCAAAAUGCAGCGGCGGCGGCGGCGGCCAGCGGCAAGUUGGACAGCUCACUGUCGCCGGUGCCGCGGCAGGAUGCCCACUCGCCCAUGGAGACGCAGGACGAGACGAACUCGUCGGGGCAGAAGGAGGAGGACGAGGUGUCCGAGGACGACUCCGACGACAAGCUGGACGAGAAGCUGGCCACCACACACGAUCCCGAGCGGCUCAAGGCCUUCAAUAUGUUCGUGCGACUGUUCGUCGAUGAGAAUCUCGAUCGCAUUAUUCCCAUCUCGAAGCAGCCCAAGGAGAAGAUCCAGGCCAUCAUCGACUCCUGCGCAAGGCAGUUCCCCGAAUUCAGUGACCGAUCCCGCAAACGCAUCCGCACCUAUCUCAAGUCGUGCCGGCGCAACAAGAAGACACGCGACGGAUGGGAGAAUACGACCCGCCCCACUCCCGCCCAUCUGACGUCCGUGCAGGCGGAGCAAAUCCUGGCCAUCGCCUGCGAGAACGAAUCGAUGAACGCCAAGCGGAUGCGCAUCGGCCUGGAGCCGAUCACCCAUGCGGUGCCCGCUCCCGGAAGUGCGGUGGCCGCAGCUGCGGCGGCAGCGGCGGCGGCAGCGGUGGUGGCGGCCACCAGUUCGGGCGCCGGCGGCACCAGCACCACGUCCGCCGGCAACGCCACGGCGACCUGCGGCGUGGGAGGCGUGGCGGAAGGCGGACUGACCAGCGUGGCGGCCGCAGCACUGCCGUUCGUCAGCGCCGUCGGCUUUGCACGCUCCACACCCAACUCGGAGCACGCGGACGUGCUGCCCUUCGGUGGGGCGAGCACUGUGGGCGGCAGCGGGGGCGGUGGUGCCGCCGGCGGAGGCGGUGGCGGAAUGAGUUCGGCGCGCAGCUCCCCACUGGCCCUCAGCUCGAAUGCCAGCGUGAGCGGAGGCGCCAGCGUCACCGGGCUGAACAUGGCCAACGGAGCAGGAGCCUCGAACGGAGCCGGUCUUCCGGCAAGCAGUCCCUACACCACGGACUUCAGCUCCCCCUCGACGGCCUCGCCAUUUGUGGCAGCGGCUGCGGCCGUCGCCGCUGGCCGGGCUCCCAGCUAUCCUGGGUAUUUUCCCGGAGUGGCUGGCCUGGGAAAUGUUACGCCCACCGAUCUCUCGAUGAAGCCGACCAGCGGCCUCGGCGGCAACCUGGUUAGCAACAACAACAGCAACAGCUCCGUGGCGGGCAACAUCAACACGCAGCUGAGUGCCGCCAACCUGGCCAGCUUGAGCAAUGCGAACAACAACAACGCGCUGGUGACCGCCACGCAGCAGUUGCAGCAGCUGCAGCAACAACAGCAGCAGCAACAGCAGCAGCAGCAGCAACAGCAGCAGCAGCAACAACAGCAGCAGCAGCAACUCCUGGUGGCCGGCGGAGGCGGGAUGGACGGCCAGUCCGUCCGAGCGCCCCCCAUCCUGCCGCACAAGCUGAGCGCCAACGAGGUGACCGCCGCUCGGCAGGUGAUAUCCGCUUACCGCGAAAGUGCCGCCUUCCUGCUCCGCACCGCCGAUCAGGUGGAGCAGCUGCUCGUCCAGCAGCAGUAGGCGUUGCCCGAGAACCGAGGAUCGAGCGGGGUUGUUCCUAUUUUAAAUUAAAUUUAAAAUGAAUUACACACACACACUCCAGACAAACGAAACGAAACACAAGCCAAAAGCCAAACUAAGCGAAAAUAGUCAAACCAUAUAGCGCAAAAAACCGAAAGACGAACCAACGACUGGCUCACAGGAUGCAAGGCAGAACCAUAAUGUAGUUAAGGAAGUUCGUUCAAACAAAACAUUUUAAGUGUUUUUUCCUCCAACUACGUACAGCAUAUUUAAAAUAGAACUUAACGAUAAACAAAAACCAAAUGAAAUAUUGAAAAUAUCACAACAGUAAAAUAGUAGAGCUGCUAAGGUUAGCUGACUUGAUUCCAAACUAAAUUCAAUUCAAACUUCACUUCCUUAAAAUCGUACACUUUCGGUUUCGGUAGGCGAUAAAGAAUAUCCACUGUAAGGAUGGUUUCAUUGGAUUCUCUUGAACUUUCUAAUGUAUUUCAAUUCGAACUUCUUCCUGAAAGACGAUCAGCAUUAGUUACAUUUCAGAUAGCAAGGCGGCUCUAGUAAAAAUAAAACCAAGCAGCAGUUCAACGUACUACAGUGUCUACUAAAAGUAAAAAACUACAAUAGCCAUACACCAACACUCGCAUUGAUUUUGUUUCAACUUUUUAUUAUCGCAUAUUUUUGGACUCUCGUCCUAAGGAGAGCCGCAGAUUCCGGGCCCGUUUUUAAAGUGCGCGAUUUGUUAAAAAAAAUUUAAAUAUAAUAAAUAAGUUGAAGUAUUGUUGUAAAUUUUAAGCAAAUGGAUAAAAAGGAAAAAAAAAACCAAAAAAAAUCGUAAAACUAUGAGAAAACACAGGGUGAUACUUUGAAAAAUUAUUACAAUGCAUAAGCUAAAAAUUAAUAAAAGAAAAUGUAAAAAAAAAUUUAUGGAAAUGAAGUAAGGCAUAGAUGUUGGUAAAUGUGUAUUUAACGUUUAGAAAUUACAUUUGUAUACUGUUUCCAGGAUUUAUUGUUCUUCAUUACUAUUGAGUUUCUUAUCUGAUUCCCUUUUUGUUAAGUGUAUAUAAUUUUGAAGUUUUCAUUCUGAGACAUUUUUAGUUUGACUGUUGCUUUUUGCUCACAUUCGAUUUUUAAAUAGAUACGGAAUAAAAUAUUUAAAUACAAAAUAGCCAUUCAUGUUUUUUGCAAAUAUAAAUGUGCAUGUAAAAAUAAGAAAACAUUUACACAAACACAUAGAAACACAUGGAACAUUGGUAUGUAUGAGUGUGCAGAACGAAAGGGAGAACCGCUAUGCAAGGCAAAUUAUAGAAUUUAAUUAUAUAAAUUAAUUGCUAAAAUUAUUUAACCACAAAUAAUUAUUGACUAAAACUAAAUAAAUACUCCAAACGAACUUGAUGAAUGGCUUGCAAGGCAGGAGAAAAUAUUUAUACGGAAUACUUAAAUAUAAUGUAAUGUGUGGCAUUUGCAUUGACGAGUAAACUAAUUAAACUAACACGAGGGCAACACAAAUGAAACAAGACAUUUUAAAAAUCGAAUUAAUAAAGAAUUUAUGAGAAUUAUAUGUACAUUAAAAAACUGAAAUUUUUAUUGGGAUUUAUUGGUAUUAUAUAUUUUAUACGAAGUGAUUGGAAUGGAAUGACUCUAAAUAUUAUUAUAAUAUAAUAUAAUAUGGUUUAAUGGAGUUU